CCAUAAAGCGCGCUUGUCUUCUCUCCGCGGGCGUGGACAGUGAGUCCACCCGCCUAAAAUCCAACAGUGGGCAAUGUUCUCGCUCCAGCUUUGUCCCUGUCUUUCAUAUCUUUUUACACCUUGCCCCCCACCUACUCCUUCGCACAAUAACGACCCGCCUUCUUCCCACACAAGAUACUAGACAAAAGGAGAGCAGUAAAGAAGACAAAGAGAGAGAUCCGACUGAUCCUUGGUCUACGCAAGACUACCAUUACAACAAGGACACGCAGGCACCUCCCUCUCACCUUCCCAUUCGUAGUUCACACGCGCCAUGUUGGAGGGUCUGGUUGCCGGUCUUUUGAACCGAUUCAUCGGGCCAUAUGUGACCAAUCUCAAUGUCAACCAGCUCAACAUCGCAAUCUGGAGUGGUGAUGUCAAGCUGACAAACCUCCGACUCAAGAAGGAGGCACUCGACAAGUUCAGCUUGCCAGUUGAUGUGGUCGAAGGAUACCUCGGCGAACUCACGCUAAGCAUUCCAUGGUCUAACUUGAAGAGCAAGCCCGUCAAGGUCUUCAUCAACAAUGUCUAUCUGCUGUGCGUCCCCAAGGGAGAGUCCGAGUACGACGCCGACGAAGAGGCCGCUAGGGCCCAGGCACUGAAGGAGGACAGGCUGGCCAACGCAGAGUUGCUUAAUACGAAGCCGAGCUCUGGAAUGGAUGAUGAGGAAAAGAAGAAUGCCACAUUCCUGAAUCAGCUCAUCACAAAGGUCGUGGAUAAUCUACAGGUGUCCAUCAAUAACAUUCAUGUCCGAUACGAGGACAAGCUGUCCGAUCCGAAGCACCCUUUCUCGGCUGGUCUGACUCUUUCCCAACUCUCUGCAGUAUCGACCGACGGAGAGUGGGUCCCAACAUUCAUCCACGAUGAAGCCAACACCAUUCACAAGCUUGCCACGUUGGACUCCUUAGCCAUGUACUGGAAUACUGAUUCACGAUCUCUUGCAGGAAAGGGUAUGGACGAUGCAUUAAAGGCAUUUGUGGACUUGAUUGCUAAGGCAGAACACGUGCCGGAUGAGCACCAGUACAUCCUCAAGCCAGUUUCAGGAACAGGAAAGAUCAAACUCAACAAGCGCUAUGGUGGAGACGUGCCAAAAGCGGGUGUCACCCUCAACUUUGACGAAUUGGGGUUCGUUGUCGACGACGAGCAAUACAACAAUGUACUGCUGAUGAUGGGUCUUUUCCACUCAUUCAUGAGACAGCACGAGUUCCGGAAAUUCCGUCCGCCGAGCAUUGUCACCCCCAAAAAGGACCCGCUGGCCUGGUUCCGAUAUGCUGGAAAUGCAGUACUCUCACAAAUUCACGAAAGGAAUCGCAAGUGGACUUGGGCGUACUUUGAGGAGCGCCGGGACGAUCGCAAGGCGUACGUGGAGUUAUACAAGAAUCAUAAGCUUGGACGUAACGAUAUCGAGGAUGACGAGAGACUGAAGGCAUUGGAAUGGAAACUAUCGUAUGAGGACAUCCGCCUGUACAGAAGUAUUGCCAAGGGUGCGUUGCGCAGGGAAAAGAUUCUGAUCAAGAAACAAGUGAAAGAGCAGCCGAAGGGCUGGCUCAGCUCAUGGUGGCACGGCUCUAGCGGUUCCUCGACGGAGACCUCGGAGGAGGAGGAAUCGGCCACACUUACGGAUGCCCAAAAGAAACAGCUCUACGAUGUCAUCGACUACGACGAGAAAGCUGCGUUGCAGGCCAAUCUGGAGGAGGCUAAGGAUACGAUUCUAUACGCCGUUAACGCACGACUGAGGACGGGUUCUUUUGCUCUGAAGAAGGACCCUCAUGGUGUCGAUAAGACCAUCUUCAGCAUCGUGUUCGACACCUUUGUGGCCAACUUUCUACAGCGGACAGACAAUUUUGUGGCGGGUGUCGCCUUAGGAGGGCUGACAUGCAUCGACAGCACUACCCAGAAUACGCUAUACCCCAAGAUUAUUCGCGUAAAGGAUGCAGAGAACAAGAAAAAUCUCCUGUCCCACGUCUCCGAAGGCGAUACUGUAUAUGGUGGAGAAAGUAGCCAAAGAAGUUCUGUAGAGACAGAUCUCGACUUCAACCCCUUUUUCUCCGUCAAUUUCGAGCACAAUCCCCUAGACGCUCAUGCCGACAAUGUGUUGGAGGUCAAGAUGAGACAUCUGGAGAUUUUGUAUAAUCCAAAGACGGUUGACACUGUCAUGGAGUUCUUAAAGCCGCCGCCCAGUGAAGCCGACAGCAUCAAUGCUCUCUUGGAAGCCGCUGGGGACACUCUGGAAGGAUUAGCUGCUCAGACGAGAGCCGGUCUGGAAUAUGCAUUGGAGGAACACAAGCGACUGGAUCUGCGUGUGGACAUGGAUGCGCCCGUCAUGAUCUUUCCCGAGAGCUGCACCGACAUCAACGCUCUCGUGGCAGUUCUUGACGUUGGUCAUAUUUUUGUUGAAAGCAACCUGGUGUCCAAGGAAGACUUGGCGGUUGUUGAGAAGAAUCAAAAUCGCACCAUGGAUGCUUCAGAUUUUGAAAAGCUAGAGGAUCUCAUGUACGAUCGAUUCAUUGUGCAACUUUCCAGCACCCAGCUUUUGGUCGGCCAGUCUGUGGAGCGGUGCCUGCAGCAAAUCCGGAAGCCUUCAGCGGAGAAUGACCUGCAUGUCAUUGACAAGAUCAAUAUGACAUUCCACGUUCACCUCUCGAUCCUGCCGCAAGCGCCUAACUUGACGAAGAUCAGGGUUUUCGGCGAUCUGCCACUGCUCCAGAUCAACUUUUCUGAUCGCAAAUAUAAGACGCUCAUGCACAUUGUUGAUCUAGUUGUACCCAAGGACCCGGAUACCGCAGCACCACCACCUCCGCCAAAGCCAAAAAGUUCCAUGAACAUUCCCUUACUUGGGAAGAACAAUUACGCGGAUGAUCUUGUCCUAGGCGACACUACGGAAGGAGAUUCUGAUGACGAACGCGCUGUUGCCCACCGUGGAAAGAAAUAUGAUGCUCAGGAUAAGGAGCAAAGCAGUGCUCUGUUAUUCCAAAAGACAUUCCAGUUUAGCUUCAAGGUCACCAAGUUUGCGGUGACGCUCAAGAAGGCUGCUCAGGACGUCAAUCUACCGGAGCGAGUUUUGGCUGAUCUGAUUAUCGAAAGAUUUGAUUUGGAGUUUGUCCUCCGUCCCGUGGACAUGAAUGUCAAUAUCGUUCUUGGAUCGCUCUAUGUAGAAGACAAGGUGGAGAAAGAUUCACGCUACCCGUACCUGCUUUCGUCUGACGCCGACGGGAAGUCGGCUGCCGCGGGUGCAUCCGAGGAUCUUGUCCAUGUCUCCUAUACAAAGGUGAACCCCAUUUCGCCUGACUACCUCACAAAGUACAAGGGCAUCGAUGCCACGGUCGACAUCUCGUUCUCGACUGUGACAAUAAUUCUCACCCGCAGGAGUGUGCUGGCCUUGUUCGACUUUGUCCUGACAACCUUCACUGCUCCUGCCACUCAAAGCCCGUCUCAAGCACCCGCAACUGCAGGAGAUCACAACGAUCUCAGGCCGCCUCUAGCCCAGGCACAAGUUGAUGACAAACCCCCGGCGCAGGAUACGAUGAAAGUCAAGGUGAAGAUGACUAGUAUCAACUUUAUCCUCAACAACGACGGUCAGCGACUUGCCACCAUGGCGCUCUCACAGUGCGAUGUUGCUGUGCUCAUGAAACCUCCAACGAUGCGUGUGAGCGUCAAGUUGGGCAACUUUACACUGACGGACGAUAUCAAUCCAGGAAAACAGCAAAUAUUGGCGAUUCAGGGCGAAGAGCUGGCCGAUUUCGCAUACGAGACCUUUGACGCGCACUCAUCCAGCUAUCCAGGCUACGAUGCUUCAAUCUUUUUGCGUGCUGGAUCCUUGCAGCUGACAUUCUUGGAGGAGCCGAUUAGGCAGCUUUUGGACUACUCGACUAAGUUUGCAAGGAUGCAUGUUCUCUACGACUCUGCUCGAAAUGCAGCGGUGAACCAGGCCCAGGCUUUGCAGACUACCGCAAGCAGAUUUCACUUUGAUGUUCAAAUCAGCACUCCUAUCGUUAUCUUACCCAAAGACGCUAAAUCUCGCAACACAAUUGUGGCAAAUCUGGGAGAGAUCUCGAUCAGGAAUGAGUUUGCGGACGAUAGUCAUAUCGAGGGCGGAUUCUUGGACCAGAUGAAACUCGGCAUCCACUCCAUCAAUUUACUCAGUCAAUUCUACUUUGAAGACGUUGUCCAGGAGCUGCAAAUAAUCGAAGAUGUCAGCAUCGAGUUCGACAUGACCCGCGCUACACACAAGGACGGGUUACCACGGCCAGAUAUGGAACUCGUCGGCCGCAUGUCGGACGUCAGCAUGAGUCUGACAGAACUUCAGUACAGGACGCUUUACGGAAUCUCCAUGUCUGUUGCUCGUGCCUUCGCAGGUGGCAGCGAUGUCGAUACAGAUGCCCUGGCUGCUUCUGCUGGCAUCCCCUCGGCUCCUCCAUCUUCACCGCCUACGAAGUCCUCGGAUGAGAAAUGGACGUCGAUCGAUCUUGUGUUCAACCUGCCUCAGGUUACGCUCGAGAUCUACCAGGGGGAUGCCACUCAGAAGGAAGAGCUGCGCGACUGCAGUUUUUCGAAAUUCUCUCUGUCCAAGACUGGCUUCAAGUACAAGAUGUUGACGGACUCUACCAUGCAGGCAGAGUUGACCAUUCAGGACCUCAUCAUUAAUGAUACCAGGCGCAAUGUUAAGACAAAAUUUCGAGAAAUCAUCCCAGCCAAUCUCCACGACAGUCCUCAGAUCUUCAUGUCGCUGAGCACUUUUGACGACAACAGCACGCUCGUCUUGUUAAACGUCGACAGUCCCAAGGUGAUUUUUCAUCUGGAGUACAUUUUUGCAUUGCAAAGCUACUUCAUGAGCGCUUUGACACCAGAUCCAGAGGCACCAGAGCAGGGGAGGAGACCUUCAAGCACCAGUCAAGUUUCCAGUCAAACGCUUAAUUCGACCGCCUCGAAGGCGAGACGCCCUUCGAGCGCCACAAAACCUGCUGAGCCAUCCAAACCAACGGAGCCAGGCCCAUCUCUGCAUUACCGCGUCAGUGUUCUCUCUCCCGAAAUCAUUUUACUUGCCAAUGCUGCCAGUUCCGCCACGGACGCCAUCAUCCUUUCUGCGCACCAAGUGGUCAUGUCACAGCAGGAAACCAUGACGUUAAUUGUCGAUCGCGUGGGAAUGUUUCUGUGUAAAAUGGACAAGAGAGAGGACACCUCUCUUCGAUUUAUUGAUAACUUUGAUAUUGCGCUCUCAAUGGGAACCCGCUCGCCUACUCCGGGACACCAACUGACCAACAUCACCUUGGAUGUUCGACCCUUGGUGCUGAGACUGUCAUAUCGUGAUGCCAUGUUAAUUAUGGAUAUCGUGAACAAGGUAACAGAGUUUCAAUCCAAGACUCAGCCUGCUUCCGAGCCGACUUCACCCAAGCCGAACAAGCAAAUCGUUGCUGCAGGUCCAGCGCCAAGAGCCAUCACAGAGUCUGAGCGAAAACCAGCGAUGACCGCGAGCGGAUCCGCCCCCACCAAACCUAAUGCAAAGCGUUUGGUUGAGGAAGCACAGUUUGUUUCGACGCGCGAGACACUCAAAGGAGUCAUCCAGGGUUUGCAGCUUAUUCUGAUCGAUGACAUGUACAGUUUGCCAAUGCUCGAUCUGAAGCUGGACCGAUUUGAUUUAGAGGUCAAGGAGUGGUCGUCAGAGAUGAAGGUGGAUACCUCGCUCCGAACCAGCAUCAAUUACUUCAAUGUCAGGAACUCGCACUGGGAGCCUUUGCUGGAGCCCUGGCAAUUUGUGAUCCAUGUAUCCAAGGUCGUUCAGCCUCCAAAUAUGCUCAUUGAUGUGUUCUCGAAACAGGAUCUCAACAUCAACAUCACGCACACCUUUAUCGAGACAGCGUUGCAGGUCAUGACUACAAUUCAAAAAGAGCCCGAGCAAGUCACCUCGAUCAAUCGCGAGGCCUUGGUUCCUUACCUCCUUAGGAACAGGACAGGGUACCCCCUGCACGUGUGGGCCGAAUCCGAGAACAACAUUGAUAUCGUUGUACACAAGAUCAAGGACGGUGCGAAUCUGCCAUGGCGUUUUGACGAUUGGAGGAAGAUGCGUGAGACAGUUGCUAGUAAAAAGAACACUCUCGGCAUUCAGUUUGACGGCGUACCAUGGGAGAGUUUGAAGGACGUGCCAGUAGAGAGAGAAGGCCGUUAUUUGUACGUUCUUCGUCCCAAGUUGAGCAGCGUAUCCCAUCGAGUUGCGGUUGACAUCUACAUCAAGAACAACGUCAAGAUGGUCACCUUCAGCUCAGCUCUACUGAUUGAAAACGCAACAUCUCUCCCCAUCGAAGUUGUUGUUGUGGAUGACAGGAAGAGGCACCUUGACAAGCCCCAGAAGAUUGCGCCUGGCGAGGACUAUUCGGUUCCUAUUGAGGCUUCCUACAAAAACCGCAUUCUCGUCCGACCGGACCCUGGAUUCAACUACAACUGGAGUACGGAGACGAUCUUCUGGCGCGACCUUGCGACGCAGCAGAGUCGUCAGCAGCGAUACAGUUCGGAUGGCCAGGCUGUCAGUUCUGUCAGCUGUCGCGCGAACGAUGAUGCCAGCCAGCAACCAUUUCGAUUCCAGGUGCGGGGCGGCACUGACAAUUUCGAUCCGCUUGCAAAGGACUAUCCUUAUAUGACCAUUCGUCUUAGUGCUCCAGUGGAGAUUGAGAAUCUGUUACCGUACAACAUGCAGUACACUAUCAUGGAGAAGACAUCGCCCAAGCACAAGGGAACGCCGUUGACAUCUUACUUGCGGAAGGGCGGCAUCUCGCCCUUGCACACUGUGGAUGUACGCAACCUUAUGCUUCUAAGCGUUGCCAUCGAAAACACGUCUUUUUCAGCCAGUGAGUACUCUAUUGUGAGUUCGCAUGAUCCCGACGAGCUACCCGUUGAGAACACGCUGACGUUGAUGGAUCCUGAUGGCCUCAAGCUGAUGCUGGGUAUUCACCGACAUGUAAUUCCUGACUCUGGCGGAGCUGUCAAGUUUAGCAUCUUCUGCCCGUAUGUAAUCCUGAACAAGACUGGACUGGACCUCGUGUUCAAGGCCAAGUCAUUCAUGCAGAACGCCAAGAUUGCUGCCGGUCAAGGGUCCAACCGCAUGGUGCAGAACAAGGCCCUGCCACUCAUGUUUUCGUAUGGCAAGACCGAAAAUGGCAACCGCACACUGGUCCAGGUGGCAGGAAACUCACAGUGGAGUCGACCUGUCAGUUUCGAAGCUGUGGGAAGCAUAAUGGAGAUUUCGAUGCAGGCGCUGGAUAGGAAGGAGGAGAUACACCUGGGAAUGAAUGUCGAGCUUGGCAAGGGCAAGUAUGCAUUGACCAAGGUGGUGACGAUUACGCCGCGGUUUAUCCUUAAGAACAACCUGGAUGAAGAUCUGAACUUUAGAGAAGUUGGAUCCAACAAUGUCACGCCGUUGCCGGCACACCAGCGCGUGCCCUUGCGAUAUAUGCGCCAGGGCCAGCAAAAGCUGCUUUCGCUCCGCCUCUCUGGAGUUACCGCGCGAUGGUCGGCACCCUUCAUUAUCGAUGAGAUGGGCAAGAUGCACGUUACUAUUCUAAGAAGUGACGGCGAAGUUGAGCUUAUUCGUGUCCAUGUCAUGAUGGAGGUCGCCACGGUCUUUAUCGUUCUCAACAAAGAGGAAGGUAGAUGGCCAUACCGCAUAGAUAACAGGUCAUCGUGGGAUAUUACCUUCAGUCAACAUAGCCCUACAAAGAGCGACUCCGCGUCGGCCUCAUCGGCGUCUUUCUCGAGCUCUGCGCCCAAGGUCUACAGGCUCAAGGCUGGCGAGACAAUGGCCUAUUCCUGGGAUCUGCCUCAUCUGAAGGAGAAGGCGUUGGUUUUGAGCGUGAAUGGACGCGAACGCGAGGUCAGCUUACAAGAAAUCGGAUCCUUGGUUCCCUUCAAGUUCCCUGCAGGUGAUGCCAGCAGUAUUAUCUCGAUUGAUGUAAUCGCUGAGGGUCCCACUCAGGUCUUGGUCCUUGCGGACUAUGACUCGAAGCAGAGUCUGUUUAAGCAGCGGUCUUCCAGCCAGCUGACUGUCACGGAGAGAGGUGAUGACGCGGACAAAGAGUCGAACAAGGAUUUGACAAAAGAGGGCUUUGAGGUGAUUGACGUGGACGCAGUUGUGACCUUCAGUUUUCAGGUCCGACUUGAGUGCAUCGGUAUCUCGAUCCUGAACCAGCGGAUGCAGGAACUGAUCUACAUCUCAAUGACUGGUCUUGAGACACGGUACACGGAUUCGAACAUGUACCAGUCAGUGAACCUCAUGGUUAAGUGGUUGCAGAUCGAUAACCAGCUUUAUGGAGGAUCGAGUCCCAUCAUAUUGUGCCCGACGCAGACACCCAAGGAUAGCAAGGAUGCCUCAGCCCACCCGACACUGCACAGCGCAUUGGUUCGAGCAAAGGAUGAGACCCACGGAGUGGUUUACUUCAAAUAUUUCUCAGCCUUGCUUCAGGAACUUACAGUGGCGAUGGACGAGGAUUUCUUGUACACACUGAUCGAGUUCUCAAAGUUCAAUAUCCCCGGAUGGACAGAGGACCCAAAUAAGGCCCAAUUGUGCGACGAGAGUUUGGAUCUUCCGGAGCCAAAUGCUGGCGAAGAUGAGAAUCAGUUGUUCUUUGAAGUGCUUCAUUUGCAUCCAAUGAAGGUCAACCUGUCGUUCAUGCGUUCGGACCGCGUGAACAUCGAGGAGGCGCAACAAAAGACGUCGAGCCAUAAUCCAAUCAUGUAUAUCUUCAACGUCCUUACGAUGGCCAUUGGAAACAUUGAUGCUGCCCCUAUCGCCCUGAACGCCCUUCUCUUGGAAAAUGUUCGCGCUAGUGGACCAGUGCUAGUAGAUCUGCUCCAGAGACACUACAGCCAGGACUUUUUCUACCAGCUGCACAUGAUUGUGGGUUCGAUCGAGUUCUUGGGCAACCCAGUUGGACUUUUCAACAACCUAAGUUCAGGAGUCGCGGACUUCUUCUAUGAACCCUACCAAGGCUUCAUCAUGGGCGAUCGUCCUCAGGAUUUUGGUUUGGGCGUGGUGCGAGGCACGUCGUCUUUACUGAAGAAGACCGUAUUUGGAUUCUCGGACAGUCUUGCUAAGAUCUCUGGAUCGGUCGGAAAAGGUCUCUCAGCUGCGACAAUGGACAGAUCCUUCCAGGAACGCAGACGAUUGGGCAAUCAGAGGAAUGCGCCUAAGCAUGCGCUCUCGGGAUUGUCGAAAGGAGCCACGUCAUUUGCUCAGGGAGUCGUCAGUGGUGUGACAGGUAUUGUAGAGCAGCCAUUGGCAGGAGCGCAGAAGGAGGGCGUCGAGGGCUUCUUCAAGGGGCUGGGCAAGGCCGCUGUCGGUGUGGUGACCAAGCCCUUAGUCGGAGUGUUUGAUUUUACAACCAAUGUCACAUCAGGCAUUCGCAACACGACGACAGUAUUCGACAGGGACCAGCGACGGAAACGUAUUCCAAGACACGUCCCCAAGAACGGUAUUUUGACGCUGUACGACAAAUCGGAGGCCUUGGGACAGUUUUGGCUGAAGCAGGUCGACAGUGGAAAGUACUUUUAUGACGAUUAUAUCGCGCAUUUGGUGCUGAAGGGUGAUAACCUGGUGGCGAUGUUGACUUCAAAGAGGAUCAUGGUGUUCAGGGCCGAGAGUCUAAAGGUCGAGUGGGAUCUCGAGUUCGCGGAGAUCCAGUCGAUUGCACCGUUCCCGCGAGGCAUUUCCAUUACGAGCCGAAGGGAUCGCCAAGAGAACUUUAUCCCGAUCUUUGAGCAGACAUCGUUGCAGUGGUUCAGUGGGAAGAUUGAGGAAAAGGUCAGCCAGUUUAAUGCUGAACUUAAGCCCUUGGAGUAGGAGAAAGAUUGAUUGGAAAUAAAUAAAUACACAAAUAUUGGAAGUCCAACCUGCGGAUGAGUAGGAUAC
Molecule: messenger RNA, 9931 nt
Organism: Gamsiella multidivaricata
Lineage: Eukaryota; Fungi; Mortierellomycota; Mortierellomycetes; Mortierellales; Mortierellaceae
Exons: 18
Coding region: 311-9862 (3183 amino acids)
Biological process (GO): mitochondrion organization; late endosome to vacuole transport; protein targeting to vacuole
Cellular component (GO): extrinsic component of membrane
Source: RefSeq, a predicted model, not a curated record